AUGGAUAAGAUGGAGGGAAAAACAAGAGGCGAGGAGAGGAAGAUCGGUGUGAUUGAGACAUGGUCGAGGAAGCAUCGUCUUCUCUUCGACGGAGUCACAAGACACCCUCUUGUUCUUAGCAUUCGCGAUGGUUCCAUCAACAUUGCUUCCUUCAAAAAGUGGCUGGCACAGGAUUACUUGUUCGUUCGGGCGUUUGUCCCAUUUGUGGCCAGUGUGCUGAUAAAAGCUUGGAAGGAAUCAGAUGAGAGUGGUGACAUGGAAAUCAUAUUGGGGGGCGUGGCUUCACUGGAGAAUGAAAUAGCAUGGUUUAAGAGAGAAGCUAGCAAGUGGGGUGUAUCACUUUCUGAAGUUGUUCCUCAGCAAGCAAACAAGAAAUACUGUGGGUUGCUGGAAAGUCUAAUGAAUCCAGAAGUGGGAUAUACUGUGGCUAUUACAGCAUUUUGGGCUAUUGAAGCAGUGUAUCAAGAGAGCUUUGCCCACUGCAUUGAGGAAGGUUCCAAACCUCCGCCAGAACUGAAGGAGACUUGUGAAAGGUGGGGCAAUGAGGCUUUUGCCAAGUAUUGCCAAUCCCUGCAAAACAUUGCCAAUCGGCGCUUACAAAAGGCUUCUGACGAAGAACUCAAAAAGACUGAAGUUAUGUUACUAAAUGUUCUUGAACACGAAGUUGAUUUCUGGAACAUGAGCCAGGGAAAUGUCUGA
This is a messenger RNA of Sphenostylis stenocarpa, 699 nucleotides long. NCBI's taxonomy places the organism in Eukaryota, Viridiplantae, Streptophyta, Magnoliopsida, Fabales, Fabaceae. The record is from the annotation of a GenBank genome assembly.